Molecule: messenger RNA, 1908 nt
Organism: Verticillium dahliae VdLs.17
Lineage: Eukaryota; Fungi; Ascomycota; Sordariomycetes; Glomerellales; Plectosphaerellaceae
Product: phytoene synthase
Exons: 3
Coding region: 1-1908 (635 amino acids)
Biological process (GO): biosynthetic process
Molecular function (GO): geranylgeranyl diphosphate synthase activity; intramolecular lyase activity
Source: RefSeq, a predicted model, not a curated record
AUGGGGUACGAUAAUGCCCUCGUUGCCGCCUGCCACCCUCUUGACCAUUGUGGUGUACCCAUUCCUAACACGCGUCGACGCGGCAAACUGUGCUUUAUCGUAACGGUUGCCGUUGUGGCCACCAUCCCCUGGGACUCUUACCUGAUUCGCACCAACAUCUGGAACUAUCCUCCCGAUGCAGUCCUCGGCUACUCCCUCUUUGACAUCCCCGCCGAGGAGCUUUUCUUCUUUGUCAUCCAGACCUACCUCACAGCACAGCUGUACAUCCUGCUCAACAAGCCUGUGCUACACGCCCAGUAUCUCAAUGCACCCUGGGCUGUCCCUGCUGGCAUUCGAAGGGCCAAGAUUGCCGGCCAAGUCUUCCUCGCAGCCGCCAUCGUCUACGGCUGUCAUCUCAUCUCAGGAAGUGCCAAAGGUACAUACCUCGGCCUGAUCCUCGCAUGGGCUGCCCCCUUUGCCCUCUUGACGUGGUCCAUCACGGCCCAUUUCAUACUCGCCCUGCCAUGGACUUCGACCCUGCUUCCCAUUGUCGCCCCGACAGUCUAUCUCUGGGUCGUCGACGAGCUCGCCCUGGGUCGUGGCACCUGGGCCAUCCAGAGCGGCACCAAGCUCGGCGUGCGGCUCUUCGGCCAUCUCGAAAUCGAGGAGGCCGUCUUUUUCCUCGUCACCAACAUGCUUGUCGUCUUUGGCCUUGCUGCGUUCGACAAGGCUGUCGCUGUCGUCGACGCCCACCCCGACGUCUUUGCCGAGCCCUCGGACACGCUGUCCAUGUCCCUCAUCAAGGCGCGCUUCUGGCCGAGCAAGCACUACGACAUGCGUCGCAUCACCGCCAUCAGGCAAGCGGCGUCCCGCCUUGCCAAGAAGAGCCGCAGCUUCUCUCUUGCCAGUUCGGCAUUCCCCGGCCGUCUGCGCAUCCACAUGACCCUCCUAUACUCAUACUGCCGUCUGGCGGACGACCUCGUUGAUGACGCGGCGGACAAUGCUGUUGCGUCCGACUGGAUCGAUAAGCUGCAAAAGCAUCUCGACCUUUCCUACGCUGAAGUCAACAAGACGAAACCCUCGUCGCAGAAGGAGUCCAUGUCGUCCCGCGAGUACGCCGACUCGACCUUCCCCUCUUCGGCAUUGGAGACCCUGCGUCAUCUCCCUGUCCAUCUCAUCCCCAAAAGACCCUUUGACGACCUUCUCCAGGGAUUCGUCAUGGAUAUGGACUUUGACCAAGCGGCCGGCCAGUUUCCGAUCACCAAUGUAGCAGAUCUCGAGCUAUAUGCUUCCUACGUGGCGAGCACUGUCGGUCUGAUGUGCCUCGAGCUCGUCUUCCACCACUGCAUCCCCGGCUUUCCCACCCAUCUCUACGACACUGACGCCAGGGCCGAGACGGACGCCACCAAGCUGGGCCUCCCCAGGAACAAGGUGACCAGUACGGGUGUCGUGCUGCAACGCCACAGCACAAAAGGAGCCACCACCCGCAACCAGCUCCGUGUCGCCGCCUGCCGCAUGGGUCUCGCGCUGCAGUACGUCAACAUUGCGCGCGACAUUGCCGUCGACGCGCGCAUCGGCCGCGUCUACCUGCCGACGACGUGGCUCCAGGAGGCCGGUCUCACGCACCAAGAUGUUCUACGCAGCCCCCGCAGCGACGGCGUCAUGCAGGUGCGCAAGCGGUUGCUGGACCUGGCUUUUGACCUGUACGAUGAGUCCCGGGCCGUCAUGGUGGAGAUUCCGCCUGCCGCUCGAGCGCCCAUGAUUGUGGCUGUCGAGAGCUACAUGGAGAUUGGCCGUGUGCUCCGUGAUGGUGCGGCGGCCGCCAAGGCGCCCCAGGAGGCCGAAAGGGGCGUCCAUGGCGGUGGGCGGGCGACUGUGCCCAAGGGACGGCGAAUCUGGGUGGCUUGGAGCACUUUGAUAAUGUCGUAG